Messenger RNA from Nelumbo nucifera (sacred lotus), 1268 nucleotides. It is a transcript of the gene FAP3, whose product is annotated as Chalcone-flavanone isomerase family protein. NCBI's taxonomy places the organism in Eukaryota, Viridiplantae, Streptophyta, Magnoliopsida, Proteales, Nelumbonaceae. The record is from RefSeq and is a predicted model, not a curated record. Gene Ontology annotation, cellular component: chloroplast stroma. Gene Ontology annotation, biological process: fatty acid metabolic process. Gene Ontology annotation, molecular function: fatty acid binding; intramolecular lyase activity.
UCGGCUGGAUAAGGAAACAAUCAGUAAUCUAGCAUAGUUAGAAACUUAGAAAGAGAGUUGAGACUAGAGAGAGAGAGAGAGAGAGAAAUGGUUGGAGCAAUUUCCACUUCUUCUCUGCCGUCAUCAUCGAUCAUCUCCAACCACGAAAUCUCCAGUUCUAGAGGAAGACAACCAAAUCAAUUGUUCAAUCAGAAGCAUAUUCAUUCAAGAAAUCUCUCUCUCUUUUUAUCAACAGUACCUGCUGCUGUGGCGCUCAAGCGCACCAGAUUCAGGUCUCAUUUCACUGUCAAAGUUUUUUCAGUUGAAAGUGCAGAAUAUGCUGCGGAACCUGCAACCAAUGUGAAAUUUCAGACGUCACUAAGCCUGCCUGGUUGCUCUAGUGAGUUGGCUUUGCUUGGGACAGGAUAUCGAGAAAAGGUUUUUGCAAUUGUUGGAGUCAAAGUUUAUGCUGCAGGGCUAUAUGCAAAUCCGUUGAUUAUAGGAACAUUAAAUGCUUGGAAAGGACGAUCGGCUGCUGAGAUUCAACAGGAUUCAUCAUUGUUUCACUCAAUGUUUCAAGCUUCAUUGGAGAAAUCAUUACAAAUAGUACUGGUGAGAGAUGUUGAUGGUAAGACCUUUUGGGGUGCAUUAGAUGAAGCUAUCACACCAAGAAUCAAAGAACCCACUCUGGUUGAUGAAUCAGCACUUUCCAAAUUCCGAGACAUCUUUCAAGGGCGUCCUCUUAAGAAAGGAACUUUUAUUUUCUUGACUUGGCUGGGUCCAUCUAAAAUGCAAGUUUGUGUCUCAUCUGAUGGAAUGCCUUCUAAUGUGGAUGCUACAAUUGAAUCAACAAAUGUCACAUUGGCCCUUUUUGAUGUUUUCCUUGGAAAUACUCCAGUAUCUCCUUCCCUGAAAGCCUCAGUCUCCAAUGGGUUAGCAAAGGUUCUGAAAUAGAUGUCACUGCAAGUUGGUUUACUUUUGUUGUCCAAAGGACUAGUUAGUUCAUCUGUUUCUUUGGCCUUGAGUUUACUCAGUUUUUUCCCUUCCACAUUUAUACCAUAGAAUUUGUUCAGAGAAGAAGAGUGUAAGACAUCUCUCAACUAUUACUAAGCAUAUAUGGUGCAUUAAAAAUAAAGGGAUAAUAUGCCAAUAUUUGCAAUAGCAGGUGACUAUUGGAUGGCAAUGCAGAAACAGGUAGACCUUUUUUGUUCGAAUUUUUGUUUUGUAUUAUUUUUCCUUGGUGGAUCUUCAGUUAUGAGGUUUCAAUCAAUAACUUUGUUGUUCUGUGA